AUGGAACAACCUGAGCCAAAGACUUUCCAUGGUGAAGAACCAUCGGAAGACUCUCAGCCUCAACAUGAAAUCAAUAAUUAUAGUGAGCAAGAAGAACCAGCAACAAUGCUAGAAGAAACUGAGGAUUCAACUAUGGAGUAUCAACAAUCAUCAUCUUUUGAGGAAAACUCUACUAAGGAAUCAUCAAAGACAGAAGAAGAAUAUCAAACUUCUAGUUAUGAGGAUGAUUGUAAUGAUUUCAGUGCUGAUGAUGUAUCUACUCCUAGAGCAAACUCCAGCUCGGAUUUUUAUCAUGAUAAACUAGCAAUACAAAAACCGAAAACAUUGAUUAAGGUGGGACUGCCAUCACCUUCUCGAACACACCCCCAAACAACAAACAGUAUUAGAAGGGAGAGUCCAUCAUUUGGUAACUCUCAAUAUAAGGUUCCUUCAUUUGUCCCAAAGCUUUCACUUCCUCCUAAUCGAUCACCAAAAGCUUCAACACCUAUUCAAAGAUACGAAAAAUAUCCUAUCAAUCAACCAUCUGUUUCCCAUAGUCAAGAGAUUAAAAAAUCUAAACCAAUUCACUCCACAGACAAGCCAAUUAUCGACAAAAAGGAAAGAAUUGAAAGAAACUUUACUGCCAGUCCAACAUUUGAUGAACCAAAGAAAACUCCAAAAACUCCAACAAGACAGUCCUUGAAUCUUCUCUCUCCUAAACAUCCUCUUUCUACAGGACCUGGAGCAAUGAAUUCGAAAAGAAGAUCUCAAUCAAGAGAAAGAAUUUCAAAAAUGUUUACUCCUCCAACUAAGGGUGCAACUGGAGCAUUUGCAAGCAUGUCUGAUUUUUUGGAAGUGAAAAGAACCCUAGAAUCUAUGGGAAUGAGUUAUAAUGGGAAGACUGUAAUAAGUUUGGAAAGUUUUGAUGAGGAAUCAAAAGAACCAAUUUUAUUAACAUCUCCUAGAAGUAUUGAAGCAUGUUUGAGAACAGGAAUAACCCCAUUAGAACUCUUGAAAAAACCAGAAUCAGAAUUCACCAAAGGUGUCUCUGAAGAGGUUGGUAAAAUGAGAUGGGCCCACUAUGAAACCAGAAGAAAAGAAAAACUCAUGAUGGUCAGGGAAGAAAGACAAAAGAUCAUUAUAGAGGAUGAAGAUAUUUCAGGUGUAUUUGAUUUUGAAGAAGAAAGGAUGGAAGACUCUUACAGAGUUCUGAUAGAAGAACAAAAUAAGGUAGAGAGUCAAUUCAAACAUAACAGAACCUAUAUUGAACAUUUAGUACAAUAUGAAAUAGAUUCAAAACGUAAACUGGCAGAAAGAGAAAAUAGACUCAAAGAAAGAGAAGAAAGAAUUGAAAAGGAAAGACAAAAAAGAGUGGAAAGACAAAUGGAAGCUAACAGAAAGAGAGAUCAAAGCAUACUAGAAAGACAACAAGAAUUGGAAAGAUUACGAAAUGAAAGAAAAUUAAUAGAACUUGAAAAGCAAAGAUCUGUUGAUCAAAAAGAUGAAAAAAGACAACAACAAGUUGAAGCUAGGUUAAGGGAUGCCAAGAGUAAAACUGAUAUGCUAAAGUUAAAGAAGGAUGAUAAGAUUAAACAAACCCAAAUGAGAGAUGAGCAGAAUCAAAAACUGAAAGAGCAAUCUCUCCUUGAAAGACAAGAACAAUUUGAAAAGAGAAUGAAAGAAUUUGAGACCCAAAAGAGCAAAAUUCUCCUCCAAACUAAACAAAGGGCUAUGAGCAAAGAAAAAAAGGUUAAAGAAGCACAACAAAGAGGACAAUUGAAUGAACAAGAAAAGCUGAAUAAGAUAAAUGAAAAAAUCAUGAUGACAGAAGACCAAUUAAAGAAAUUUGAGAAUGAAAAGAAUACGCUCACCCAAAGAAAGAAAAUAGAAGAACAAAACAGAGAAUUCCACAGACUAGAAGUUAUUCAAAAGAAUAAGGAAGAAACUGAAAAGAAAGUUGAAAAGAUUUUAACAAGACAACAAAAAGAAGAGCAAAUUAGAAAGGAACUUUUGGAGAAAGCUAGAAGAGAAUCUCAAAGAAAGGCUGAAGAACAAAGAUUAAAAGAUAUGGACAAGGCAGAAGUAAUUGAAAGAACAAAGAGGGUUGAAGAAUUCAAAAAGCUCCAAGCAUUAGCUGUUAUUGAGGAAAAGAACAAGAAGGUUGAAAUGAUUGAAAAGGGAAAGCAAGAAUUGGCCGAAAAGAAACAACUUCAGAGAACUCUUUUAGAAAGAAGUAAAUAUCUAUUGAAGAGAGUGAAUCCUGAUUCAAUAGAAACAGCAAAAGAUGUUUUGAAUAAGUCAAUUGACAGCAAAUCUCUCUCAAGUAGUAUAGAUUUUGACCAACUCAAGCUUACACCAAGAUUUUCAACACCUAGAGGCCAAACUCAACAUUAA
Molecule: messenger RNA, 2373 nt
Organism: Naegleria gruberi
Lineage: Eukaryota; Heterolobosea; Eutetramitea; Acrasida; Naegleriidae
Exons: 1
Coding region: 1-2373 (790 amino acids)
Source: RefSeq, a predicted model, not a curated record